Populus euphratica (Euphrates poplar) is the source of this 1094-nucleotide messenger RNA. Its product is annotated as Calcium-dependent lipid-binding (CaLB domain) family protein. The transcript is spliced from 7 exons. NCBI's taxonomy places the organism in Eukaryota, Viridiplantae, Streptophyta, Magnoliopsida, Malpighiales, Salicaceae. The record is from RefSeq and is a predicted model, not a curated record. The coding region runs from base 116 to 838 and encodes 240 amino acids.
CCAAGCUGCCAUUGAUUAAUCAGCCUCGGACGUGGUUUUAUUUCAAAGUCAACCGUAUUGUGGAUAAAUAUUACAAGCCUCCUCCUUUUUCUUCUCUCAUAUCUAUCUUUGUAAAAUGUCGGUUUCUGGUAUUCAAGGCCAUCUUCUUGAAGUCACCGUUGUUGGGUGUACUAAAUUGAAGGACACUGAAUGGAUCUCGAGACAAGAUCCUUACGUUUGUGUUGAAUAUGGUAGCAAUAAGUUUCGCACUAGAACCUGCACUGAUGGAGGCAAAAAUCCUACAUUCCAAGAGAAGUUUGUCUUUACACUAAUUGAAGGGUUAAGAGAGAUAGGUGUUGCUGUUUGGAACAGCAAUACCCUAACUUUUGAUGAUUUUAUCGGCAGCGGAAAGAUUCAAUUGCAGAAGGUUCUAUCGCAGGGUUUUGACGAUACAACUUGGCCACUUCAAACUAAAACUGGAAGGUAUGCUGGAGAAGUAAGAUUGAUAAUACACUAUGCAAAUGCCAAUAAAGCAGCAGCAGGCUAUGCUCCUUCAGCACCACUAUAUGGAGCCCCUGCUCCUCAAGUCUCAUAUUACUCUGCACCACCACCAGCACAUGGAGCUCCUUAUGGACAACCAUCGACAGCAUACACAGGUUCAUCUCCUUAUCCAUCAUACCCUCCUAGUUCAGCUUAUCCACCAUCAGCGUAUCCCCCACCACCAGCUGCAACUUAUCCUCCUGCACCGUAUCCUGCUCCUUCAGCAUAUCCUCCACAACCAUAUCCACCUCCACCUCAAGCUUCACCCUACUAUCCUCCAGGCCCGUUUCCUGGAAUCUAUCCUCCACCACCGCACUAAAGUGAUGCUUCAGGAUGUCCAGUGUGAAGAAGCAACAAGUAGAAUGAACUGCUUUGUAAAGAACACUAGGUUUUAGUGAUGCUAGUUUUUCCUCCACCUUAAGGAGUUCUUUAUAUUUCUUGACCAAGUAUUUUCCAUGGAUAUAUCUCACUUUGCAAGAUAAUUUUAUUACUCGUUGUGUGCUUUCUUGGGCUGUUAAUGACCAGCUGUCGCAGCGUGUUUCAGUAAUAUAAAGAGUUCAGUGUCCUUUCAUUCA